GCCUGCGUCGCCGUGCGUCAUUGCGUCAUCACACACUCAGUGUUUUUGCUUCGUCUCUUUGAAACCGUGGAGAGAAUCUUUCUUUUCUACCUUCAGUUUUUCCUCUCGGAUUGGACUUUUACGCUUCAUCGGAUGCUCGUGUGUUUGUCGCUGCGCGUGUGGAGCGGCUGACGCGAAACGCGCCGAGAGCAGAGAGUUUUUGGAGGCGUUUUAUUGCGCAUGUUCAUGAACCGCCCGAAUGAACGCGGAUCAAUAAAACACUGAGAUCUGAUCAAAACACGCGCAUCAGCAUCAAAAACAGCGAGUGUGCUGAAACCAGAUGCGUUCUGACUGGAGUCGCUGAUCAGAGUGAUCGAUACCUCAUCGAUAUCUGAUCGAUAACAGAGGAGCUCUGAGGAGAUGCGCGCGCACUGAUACACACACAUCUGAUCGAUAACGCAUGCCUGGCGGACUGUCUGGAGGAUGAAAUGGUCACAUUAAGCAGGUGUGCUCUUCCUCCUCCUCCUCCUCUGGCUGGAUGCUUUGAGCCGGUGUGUGAGAUCAGGUGGAUGUGACACACACACACACACACAGUCAUGCAGGCUGCGCCCUUCCAGUAUGAUUUCUACAGCGAGGAGAACGCGCCUAAAUGGAGAGGACUGUUGGUGCCGUCACUCAACAAGGUGCUGAACCAGGUGCACCCGAAGCUGUCGUCCCAGCAGGAGGCGCUUCAGUACAUCGAGGGCCUGAUUCUGGUGCUGCUCAACACACUCUGUCAGGCGCAGCCGCGCACCGUUCAGGACGUCGAGGAGCGUGUGCAGAGGAGUUUCCCGCACCCGAUCGAGAAAUGGGCCAUCGCGGACGCUCAGGCUGCGAUAGAGAAGAGGAAGAGGAGGAACCCUUUAGCCCUGCCGGUGGAUAAGAUCCAUCCGCUCCUGAAGGAGGUUCUGGGGUAUAAAAUCGACCACCAGGUGUCCGUGUACAUCGUGGCGGUGCUGGAGUACAUCUCUGCCGACAUACUGAAGCUGGCGGGGAACUACGUGCGAAACAUCCGCCAUUAUGAGAUCUCGCAGCAGGACAUCACCGUGGCCAUGUGUGCGGAUAAGGUGCUGAUGGACAUGUUCCAUCAGGUGGAGGAGGACAUCAGUGUGUUCCCUCUGAUGGACGAAGAGCCGUCGGCGUCGGAGGAGCAGAUGUACUAUGACCUGGUGAAGGCCUUCAUGGCCGAGGUACGGCAGUAUCUGAGGGACCUCAACCUCAUCAUCAAGGUCUUCCGCGAACCCUUCAACUCCAACAACAUGCUGUUCUCCUCUCACGAUGUGGAGAACAUCUUCAGUCGUAUCGUGGACAUCCAUGAGGUGACGGUGAAGCUGCUCGGGUUAAUCGAGGAUACGGUGGAGAUGACCGAUGAGACGAGCCCUCAUCCGCUGGUCGGCUACUGUUUCGAAGACCUUGCUGAGGAGCUGGCCUUCGACCCCUACGAGACGUACGCACAGGACAUCCUUCGCACCGGCUUCCACGAACACUUCCUCAGUCAGCUUUACAAACCCGGAGCCGCCAUUUACCUGCAGUCGAUCUGCGAAGGGUUCAAAGAAGCGGUACAGUAUGUUUUACCGCGGUUACUCCUGACGCCCGUCUACCACUGCCUUCAUUACUUUGAGAUUUUAAAGCAACUGGAGGAGAAGAGUGAGGAUGAGGAGGAUAAAGAGUGUUUGAAACAGGCCAUCACAGCCUUACUGAACCUGCAGAGCAGCAUGGAGCGCAUCUGUUCCAAGAGCCUCGCCAAGAGACGCCUCAGCGAGUCGGCGUGCCGCUUCUACAGUCAGCAGAUGAAGGGCAAACAUCUAGCCAUCAAGAAGAUGAAUGAGAUCCAGAGGAACAUCGACGGCUGGGAGGGCAAAGACAUCGGCCAGUGCUGUAAUGAGUUCAUCAUGGAGGGGACGCUCACACGGGUGGGCGCCAAACACGAGCGCCACAUCUUCCUGUUCGACGGCCUGAUGAUCUGCUGCAAGUCCAACCACGGCCAGCCUCGUCUACCGGGAGCCAGCGUGGCCGAGUACCGCCUGAAGGAGAAGUUCUUCAUGAGGAAGGUCCAGAUCAACGACAAGGACGAUAAGGAGGGCGAGUACCGGCACGCCUUCGAGAUCAUCCUGAAGGACGGGAACAGCGUGGUGUUUUCCGCCAAAUCUGCGGAGGAGAAGAACGGCUGGAUGGCGGCGCUGAUCUCGCUGCAGUAUCGCUCCACGCUCGAGCGCAUGCUGGACACGGCCAUGUUGCAGGAGGAGAAGGAGGAGCAGAUGAGACUCCCCGGGGCCGAGGUCUACCGCUUCGCACAGCCGGACUCCGAGGAGAACGUCGUGUUCGAGGAGAACGUCCAGUCCAAAUCCGGCAUUCCCAUCAUCAAAGCGGGAACGGUGCUGAAGCUCAUCGAGAGGUUGACCUUCCACAUGUACGCCGAUCCCAAUUUCGUCAGAACGUUUCUCACCACGUACCGGUCGUUCUGUAAACCUCAGGAGCUGCUGGAUCUGCUCAUGGAGAGGUUUGAAAUCCCCGAGCCGAAGCCCACAGAAGCGGAUCAGAUGGCCAUGGAGAACGGAGACCAGCCGCUGAGCGCAGAACUCAAACGCUUCCGCAAAGAGUUCGUUCAACCCGUACAGCUCAGGGUGCUGAAUGUGUGCAGGCACUGGGUCGAGCAUCACUUCUAUGACUUCGAGAGAGACGCUCAGUUGCUACGGCGACUGGAGGAGUUCAUCAACAAGGUCAGAGGUAAAGCCAUGAGGAAGUGGGUGGAGUCGAUCACGAAGAUCAUCCAGAGGAAGAAGCAGGCGCAGGCCAACGGCCCGAGUCACAACAUCACCUUCGAGAGCUCGCCGCCGCCCAUCGAGUGGCACCUGUGUAAGGCGGGACAGACAGACCAGUUCGACCUCAUGACCCUUCACCCCAUCGAGAUCGCCCGGCAGCUCACGCUGCUGGAGUCAGACUUCUACAGGGCGGUGCAGCCGUCAGAACUGGUGGGAAGCGUUUGGACGAGAGAAGACAAAGAGAUCAACUCUCCGAACCUGCUGAGGAUGAUCCGGCACACCACCAACCUCACGCUGUGGUUCGAGAAGUGUAUCGUAGAGACGGAGAACGUUGAGGAGCGCGUGUCCGUCAUCUCGAGGAUCAUCGAGAUCCUGCAAGUGUUUCAGGAGCUCAACAACUUCAACGGCGUCCUGGAGGUGGUGAGCGCCAUGAACUCCUCGCCCGUCUACAGGCUCGACCACACCUUCGAGCAAAUCCCAAGCAGACAGAAGAAGACUCUGGAGGAAGCGCAUGAACUCAGUGAAGAUCACUAUAAGAAAUAUCUGGCUAAACUGCGCUCCAUCAACCCUCCCUGCGUCCCCUUCUUCGGGAUCUAUUUAACAAAUAUCCUAAAAACCGAGGAAGGAAACCCGGACUUCCUGAAGAGACACGGCAAAGAGCUGAUCAACUUCAGCAAACGACGGAAAGUGGCGGAAAUCACCGGAGAAAUCCAGCAGUACCAGAACCAGCCGUACUGCCUACGCGUGGAGAGCGAAAUACGGAAGUUCUUUGAGAACCUGAACCCGAUGGAGGACAUGACGGAGAAGGAGUUCGCCGAUUAUCUGUUCAACAAAUCUCUGGAGAUCGAGCCUCGUAACGCUCGCACUCUGCCUCGAUUCCCGAAGAAGUACAGCUGUCCUCUGAAGUCUCCUGGCGUUCGCCCGUCCACGGUUCGGCCCGGGACGAUGCGCCACCCGACGCCGUUACAGAACGAGCCUCGGAAGAUCAGCUACAGUCGCAUCCCGGACAGCGAGACGGAGAACAGCGCCGCGUCCGCCCCCAACUCUCCCAGAACCCCCCUGACGCCUCCACCCGCCUCCACCUGCAGCUCCACCGACGCCUGCAGUGUGUUCGACUCUCCACAGGCUCCGUCCAGCCCCUUCCACUCCAACAGCGACAGUAUUUUCGCUCCGGUCACUCUUCCGCACGGCCCACGAUCUUCUUCAGUGUCGUCUAUGAUGAGUUUCCUCCGAAACGACGACCCUCCCGUUCCUCCACCGAUCCCUCCCCGACGCCGGCCCGAGUCUGCUCCCGCCGAAUCCUCACCCUCAAAGAUGAUGUCGAAGCACCAGGACAGUGCUCCUGCGAUCCCUCCUCGUCAGCCCACCACUAAAGUGUUCUCGCCCCGUUACUCGCUCUCGGAUCCGCCCGACAGUCCUCCGACGCUUCCUCCGCGCGAGCCGGUGCGCACGCCAGACGCGUUCUCCAGCUCGCCGCUACACCUCCAGCCGCCGCCUCAGGGCCGGCGCUCCGAACUCAACCAGACCUUCUUCCCACCAUCUCCCUUCAUCCCGCAGUCGCCCUCUCCACUGGGACCCCGCAAACACACGCCCUCCUCGCCGCUCGACCUGGAGCCGACGACCCCGGGGUCCGCCGGGCCGCCCGUCCCGCCGCGCCAGAGCACGUCCCAAUCGCCCAUCCCCAAACUCCCUCCGAAAACCUACAAAAGAGAGUCGGUCCAUCGCGACGGGCCGCCGCUCCUCGAGAACGCUAACCCUUCAUAAAGCGACGUCACUCCGAGGACUGAAACAGGAUGAAGCCGCAAACGUGCUCGUCUGAGAAACGAAAACUAAACGAAAACACGUGCUCGGACCGAAGACGCGCUCUUCCGAGACCACGGUUGCGCAAACCAAGCCGAGAUCGUUUUCUCGGGAACUGUGUGUGUGUCGUCUUUUUGUGUGGCUUUUGUUUUGUCACGUUCGUUUCCAUUUCAUCGCCUGCAGCGAUCGUUGGCCAAUCCCAGAACUCCCUGCUUGGACCUGCGGAAGAGCGACCCUUCACGGAGCGAAAUUCAUCUGAGGACUGAGAAACGAAUCCGAGAACUAAACGAAAACAGACGCGCGCUUCCGGGACGACGAUUGUGCUGAUCGAGCCGAGAUCGUUUUUCUCGUGAACUGUGUUGUUCUUUUUGUGUAGCUUUUGUUUUGGCACGUUCGGCAGAGCGAAGUUAAUCUGAGGACUGAAACGAAAGCAGAUGUGCUCUUCCGAGACCACGAUUGUGCAAAUCAAGCCGAGAACGUUUUCUCGUCUUUUUGUGUAGCUUUUGUUUUGUCACGUUCGUUUCCAUUUCACCGCCUGGUUUGUUUUCGGCAGCGAUCGUUGGCCAAGCUCAGACUGAGAAACAGACAAACCUGCUGGACGACAGACGACCAAACAGACCCGUUCACGCCAUUAUUUUCCGGUGCCUGUGAGUGUGUGUGUGUGUGUGUGUGUGUGUGGACGGAGAGUGUAAAGGGACUGCAGAUGUUUAAGGUACCCUCGCACACCAAAGAGGUACUCGAGAAAACCUUCAAGAAACACACGUGAUUGUCCUUGUAUGUGUUAGAACUUUUAUUUUCUCAAUCAUUUCUGUUUUUGCCAAUAAAUAUGUAAAGAAAAAAAAACGAUCGCCGCCUUAAAACAAGGGAAUAAAAGUGUUUCUACCACUGUAUGCCAAACGCUA
Messenger RNA from Pimephales promelas (fathead minnow), 5482 nucleotides. RefSeq names its product son of sevenless homolog 1 (Drosophila) (gene sos1). The record is from RefSeq and is a predicted model, not a curated record. Gene Ontology annotation, cellular component: plasma membrane; nucleosome. Gene Ontology annotation, molecular function: DNA binding; guanyl-nucleotide exchange factor activity; protein heterodimerization activity. NCBI's taxonomy places the organism in Eukaryota, Metazoa, Chordata, Actinopteri, Cypriniformes, Leuciscidae. Gene Ontology annotation, biological process: Ras protein signal transduction.